UGCUUCAUUCCUCUGUUUGAGCUAUUUUGCGAUGUGGGAUCUUUCAAGACUUUGAUCUUGCCGUCUCUCUUCUGCAUCUUGCUCAAGCAAAGGUCAUAUUUCCCUUCUUCCAUCAUGUCAGAUCUUGAGGCUCCUCUGCGCCCCAAGAGGAAGAAGAUCUGGGUGGACUACUUUGUCCAGUUCCGCUGGAUUAUUGUUAUCUUUGUCGUACUCCCUAUCUCCUGCUUCAUUUAUUUCCUCACCUAUCUUGGGGAUGUCAAAUCUAACUGGAAGUCUUACAAGCAGCGUCAGAAGGAACAUGAUGAGAAUGUCAAAAAAGUUGUUAAACGCCUCAAGCAGAGAAACCCAUCAAAGGAUGGUCUUGUCUGCACGGCACGCAAGCCAUGGAUUGCUGUUGGGAUGCGGAAUGUUGACUAUAAGCGAGCCCGACAUUUUGAGGUUGAUCUCGCAGCCUUCCGAAACAUUCUUGAAAUUGACAGAGAUAGAAUGAUUGCAAGGGUUGAGCCCCUUGUCAACAUGGGCCAAAUAUCCAGGGUCACAGUCCCAAUGAACCUUGCCCUUGCUGUGGUUGCUGAGCUCGAUGAUCUCACUGUUGGUGGCCUCAUCAAUGGUUAUGGGAUUGAAGGGAGCUCCCACCUCUAUGGUCUCUUCUCUGAUACUGUGGUUGCUUAUGAGAUUGUACUUGCAGAUGGGAGAUUGGUGAGGGCAACCAAAGACAAUGAGUACUCUGACCUGUUCUAUGCAAUCCCAUGGUCUCAAGGAACGCUUGGGCUUCUUGUUGCUGCUGAAAUCAAGCUCAUACCUAUUAAAGAGUACAUGAAGCUGACCUACAAACCUGUAGUGGGUAAUUUGAAGGACCUUGCCCAAGCUUAUGUGGAUUCCUUUGCACCUCGAGAUGGAGAUCAGGAUAACCCUGCAAAGGUUCCAGACUUUGUCGAAGGCAUGAUCUAUACCCCCACAGAGGCUGUUUGCAUGACUGGGAGAUAUGCUUCGAAGGAAGAGGCAAAAAAGAAGGGGAAUGUGAUCAACAAUGUGGGAUGGUGGUUCAAGCCCUGGUUUUAUCAGCAUGCUCAGAAGGCACUCAAGAAAGGGGAAUUUGUUGAGUACAUUCCUACCAGGGAGUACUAUCACCGGCACACAAGAUGUCUGUACUGGGAGGGAAAGCUGAUCCUACCAUUUGGUGAUCAAUGGUGGUUCAGGUGGACCCUAGGUUGGCUGAUGCCUCCCAAGGUUUCUCUGCUAAAGGCCACUCAAGGUGAAGCAAUCAGAAACUAUUACCAUGAGAUGCAUGUGAUACAGGACAUGCUUGUUCCACUGUACAAGGUUGGAGAUGCACUAGAGUGGGUCCACCGGGAGAUGGAGGUUUACCCCAUCUGGCUCUGUCCACACAGACUGUUUAAAACCCCUAUUAAAGCUAUGAUUUAUCCUGAACCUGGGUUUGAGCUUCAACAAAGGCAGGGAGAUACAGAGUAUGCUCAGAUGUACACAGAUGUUGGGGUCUACUAUGCUCCAGGGCCUGUCUUGAGGGGUGAGGAGUUUGAUGGAUCUGAGGCUGUCCGUCGGAUGGAGGACUGGUUGAUUGAGAACCAUGGGUACCAGCCACAGUAUGCUGUGUCUGAGCUGAAUGAAAAGAACUUCUGGAGGAUGUUUGAUGCUUCGCUUUAUGAGCAAUGCCGGAACAAGUAUGGAGCUGUGGGAACAUUCAUGAGUGUUUACUACAAGUCCAAGAAGGGAAGAAAGACUGAGAAGGAAGUGCAGGAAGCUGAGCAAGCACACCUUGAGACUGCAUAUGCUGAGGCUGAUUAGCUAUUGUGUUGAUUCCAUGAAAAAUCUUGCUGGAGCUCAACUCAUCGGCCCGAUGCGAAUAU
Telopea speciosissima is the source of this 1868-nucleotide messenger RNA. Its product is annotated as delta(24)-sterol reductase. Gene Ontology annotation, cellular component: cytoplasm; membrane. Gene Ontology annotation, molecular function: oxidoreductase activity, acting on the CH-CH group of donors, NAD or NADP as acceptor; FAD binding. Bases 115 to 1806 code for a protein of 563 amino acids. The record is from RefSeq and is a predicted model, not a curated record. Gene Ontology annotation, biological process: steroid metabolic process. The transcript has 3 exons. Lineage: Eukaryota; Viridiplantae; Streptophyta; Magnoliopsida; Proteales; Proteaceae.